AUGUUCAUAUCUAUCUAUCUAUCUAUCUAUCUAUCUAUCUAUCUAUCUAUCUAUCUAUCUGUCUGUCUAUCUAUCUAUCUAUCUAUCUAUCUAUCUAUCUUACUUGUAAAUACUUCCGAAAACUAUCUAUCUAUCUAUCUAUCUAUCUAUCUAUCUAUCUAUCUAUCUAUCUAUCUUCAUCCUUUACAUGUGUAUGUAUGUAUGUAUCCAUCUAGCUUGCUGGCUAGUUAUCUAUCUAUCUAUCUAUCUAUCUAUCUAUCUAUCUAUCUAUCUAUCUUCAUCCUUUACAUGUGUAUGUAUGUAUGUAUCCAUCUAGCUUGCUGGCUAGUUAUCUAUCUAUCUAUCUAUCUAUCUAUCUAUCUAUCUAUCUUCAUCCUUUACAUGUGUAUGUAUGUAUGUAUCCAUCUAGCUUGCUGGCUAGUUAUCUAUCUAUCUAUCUAUCUAUCUAUCUAUCUAUCUAUCUAUCUAUCUAUCUAUCUAUCUAUCUAUCUUCAUCCUUUACAUGUGUAUGUAUGUAUGUAUCCAUCUAGCUUGCUGGCUAGUUAUCUAUCUAUCUAUCUAUCUAUCUAUCUAUCUAUCUAUCUAUCUAUCUUUGCAGCAUUGGAGGUACAUCUAUCUAUCUAUCUAUCUAUCUAUCUAUCUAUCUAUCUAUCUAUCUAUAGCCCGCUUGAUAAAAAGAAAAAGAAAAAACGGAUAUUUAUCUUUUCCUUAAUAUCGGGUAGUUCUUUCAUUAAUGAAAAUCUUGGUUUGUCUAUCUCUCCGUCAUUUGCCUCCCUAUUUCUCUUUCUCUAUCUGUCUAUCGAUCGGUCUAUCUGUUUAUUAAAAAGAAAAGGAAAAAUCUCUCUCUCUCUCUCUCUCUCUCUCUCUCUCUCUCUCUCUCUCUCUCUCUCUCAUACAACGCUUUCUUCUCUCUGUGAUUCCUCAUUCCUGCCCUUCAUUUACUCCUUCUCCUACUUUUCCUCCCUUAUCUCAAAAAAAACCCUCUCUCUCUGUUUCCCUUUCUUUCUUCCCCUUUCUCGCAUUGCUCUUCUCUCCGUUCCCUACUCUCUCAAUAUUUCAUUGACACACCACUUCCCCUCCUCUUAUUUUAUUUGUGAUUUUAGAAGAAAACAAUUUUCUUUCCGGAAAUCGAUUUGUUUUUCUUAUUUGAUUAUUUUAUCUUCAGAAGAAAUUUUCCAAAUGGCGUCCAAUGUGAAUGAAAAAGAGACAUUCCAAUGCUCGAAAUGCGUCGAAGUUUUGGAUUUGGCAUCGAAGACGUUGCCAUGUCUUCAUUCCUUCUGUGGGUCGUGCGUAGAGAUGAUUCUUCAAGGAAAUGGCCUGUGUCCCCAGUGCCAACAACCUGCAACCGAUGACGAGUUGAGACUGGCACCGUUUUUGGUGAAGUCUUUGAGGCGCCGUCAGCUGGAAUCCAGAGAAUGGAAUUGCGAUUGGUGCCUGGAGGACGGCGCAGAAUCGACCGGCCAGAUUUGGUGCCAGGAAUGCAAGAAACUUUUGUGCCAGACUUGCGAGAAAUUCCACAAGAGAUUCCAACCCGGACACGAGACCAAAGACUUGUCGAGCCUGUCGAGGGUGGAGGCCAUUCGGGUCAUCACGAUGGAGGACUGUCGACGCCACCGCCAAUCGAAAUACGCACUUUGCGAACGGUGCAACGUGUGCAUGUGUGACGCGUGUUACGAGGAUCACGUGACCACUUCCCCGCAGUGUCCGCCUCGUCCGCUGUCGGUGAGGGAGGAGGCAUCGAAAGGUAAGGAAGAGGUCGGCCCCACACUUGAGCAGCGACUCCGCCAGUUCGAAAUCCACAUCCGGGCGACGAACGAGUGGACAAGGCGAUCCAUUGACCAACUGUCAACGGAUUGCGAUUCCGAAUGCUCAAAACUUUGGCAGGAUUUUGAGACAUUCGUUGAAGAGGCACGGAUCAAGUUGACAGAGCUGUGCGACAAUAUGAGAGCGGCGUCGUCUGAACUCGAGAGAAAAUGGCGCCUCACCCUCAAAGAGAGAGAAGACCUUUUGGGGAAGGUGAAGAUCUGGCGCGACACCUUGGGACAACUGUUGACGGACGACGCCGACGAUGAGGAUGUCGUUUGUGGAUUGCAGUUGUUGGGAGCGGAGCUUUCUGUGUGGCUCCGCCAAUCGUUUGCUCCACCCGAGAAACUCCGUUGGGUCGUGACCUUUCCCAAAUGGUGUCACGAUUCCCUAGAGUCACUGAAGAAAGAAAUAAUCGAUUGGACGCCAGAGACAUCCGGGCAUUUGCAGCUUGAAAGUGAAUGCCGUCUCCAAGGAUUGAACCUGCGAUGGUUUUCAUCGAUUGUCGCCAGCGACGAAGACAAUCAUGUCUUUGUUGGUGAUUGGGACGGCGAAUCGAUCCUAGAAUUCGAUGACUCUGGGGUAAUGGUCAGCCAAUGCCACUUAACGGACGGAGGAGAGAGAUUCUGCCCCCGGGAUAUGUGUCGCCUCCCCGAAGACAUUUUGGUUGUUUGUUGUCCUUGGGGGUCGAGGGAGCCGUUGGAGGGAAGACUUUACUUUUUGGCGCGCAGUCAUGUGGGAUGUCUCUCGUCCGGUGGCUGGAACGAUCUCUCUGCCAUAGUCUCUCGUAUCUCUUCGAUGUUCUGUUUUAUGGAACAUGCGCAAGGGCUGUGUUGGGGCAUGAUGUACCCUGUUUAUGCCAGUGUUCCCCAAACAAUCAAUCAGGGCUCUCCUUGCAAAUGUCCAAAUAUGGGGAAGCCUCUCCUCCCUCCUUGCAAUUCUACCUGGGCCUUCUACCUCUUUUGGUCACCUGAUCAAAUCCGUCUCCUUCCAGCUCGGCAUAAGUGUCUAUUAUCAUCACUUCCCGAGGGGCGUAGAAAUUCCUCCACCUUCUUUAGAACUCCACCUAGGCCCUUUCCUCUUUGUUUCUUUUUCUAUCAAAAAAUCUCUCUCUCUCUCUCUCUCUCUCUCUCUCUCUCUCUCUCUCUCUCUCUCUCUCUUUUAUUUACAAUUUGUUUGGUCAUCGGUAUAUCUAUCGUUCUAUUCAUCAGCCUACUUAUCAUUUAUCAGCGCUAA
This is a messenger RNA of Acanthosepion pharaonis, 3039 nucleotides long. Lineage: Eukaryota; Metazoa; Mollusca; Cephalopoda; Sepiida; Sepiidae. The record is from the annotation of a GenBank genome assembly.